Daucus carota subsp. sativus is the source of this 2420-nucleotide messenger RNA. RefSeq names its product pentatricopeptide repeat-containing protein At5g66520-like. The coding region runs from base 60 to 2078 and encodes 672 amino acids. Gene Ontology annotation, molecular function: protein binding; zinc ion binding. Lineage: Eukaryota; Viridiplantae; Streptophyta; Magnoliopsida; Apiales; Apiaceae. The record is from RefSeq and is a predicted model, not a curated record. The transcript has a single exon.
GACAGACUUGUUAGUUACCUAUAUCUAUCCUGCCUUACAGUGAAUGACUAUUAGAAGAUAUGAGCACCACAACCACAACUGAGCUACCUUAUCAUCUCACAGCCAAACAACUCCCACAAAAUACCAACUCAUCUUCUUCUAGCUUAAACAAUCUUUCCCAGAAAAAGUACUUCUUGCACCUAUUAGCCACAAAAUGCACCACUUCACUUCAGAACUUAAAGCAAGUUCAUGCUCUGAUACUGAAAACCCACCAUGUCCAGGACCACUUUGUAGCUGGAACUUUGAUUGGAUCCUAUGCAAUUCCACAUUUUGGCAGUUUUAGCACUUCCAUCGAGAUUCUUGAACGAGUGCCUGAGCCAAAUGUGUUUGUUUGGAAUGCUGUUAUCAAGGGAUGUUUAGAUAACAAUGAGCCUGAGUUGGCUCUCUCUUUUCACCAUGAGAUGGUGGCUACGGACUCCAGGGCCAAUAAGUACACAUAUCCUCCAUUGUUUAAGGCUUGUCUGGUCGCGGGAGCUAGUAAAGAAGGUGCUCAGAUUCACGCCCGUGUGGUGAAAAAUGGACUUAUGGGAGAUGGAUAUAUAAAGAGUUCUGGGAUUCAGAUGUAUUCUUCUUUCAAGUGUUUGAAGGAGGCCAGGAAUAUUCUUUGUACAAAUGGUGACUCGGAUGUUAUUUGUUAUAAUGCUAUGAUUGAUGGGUACAUGAAAUUUGGAAAUGUUGAGGAUGCUAAAUUGUUAUUCGAGGGAUUUGAAGACAAGAAUGUCAGUUCUUGGAAUGCAAUGGUUAGUGGUUUUGCACGGUGUGGUAUGAUUGAGGAAGCUAAGGAAUUCUUUGGUAGAAUGCCUAUCAAGGAUGAGGUGUCUUGGAGUGCUAUGAUUGAUGGUUAUAAUCAAGGGGGUUAUUAUAAAGAGGGGAUAGAGAUUUUUGAAGUAAUGCAGAAAGCAAAAAUCAGGCCCAAGAAAUUCGUUCUGUCUAGUGUGGUUUCCGCCUGUGGUAAUGUUGGGGCACUUGAUCAAGGUAGAUGGAUUCAUGGGUACGUGAAGAAGAAUAAAAUUCCUAUUAAUGCAGUUAUGGGAACUUCUUUCGUUGAUAUGUAUGCUAAAUGUGGGCGGCUGGAUUUGGCAUGGGAGGUUUUUGAAACCAUGAAAGUGAAAGAAGUUUUUUCUUGGAAUGCCAUGAUCAAUGGGUUGGCUAUCCAUGGUAGGGCUAGAGAUGCAAUCGAUCUUUUGGAGAAGAUGGAGAAAGAAAGAAUAAAACCAGACGAUAUCACAUUUUUGAAUAUUUUGAAUGCUUGUGCUCAUGGAGGCUUAGUGGAUGAAGGGAUGUGGUAUAUGAACAAUAUGAAGGAUGUUUAUGGAGUUGCACCUAAAGUGGAGCAUUAUGGUUGCGCGGUUGAUCUUUUAGGACGGGCAGGGUUAUUCUUUGAAGCAGAGAAACUUAUAGGCUCCAUGCCAAUGGAACCAAAUGGUGCUAUUCUAGGAGCAUUAUUAGGUGCAUGUUGGAAGCAUGGAAAUCUUGAAUUAGGCGAAAAAGUUGGAGACCUUUUACUAGAAAUGGAGCCACAAAAUGGCGGAAGGUACACUUUACUAUCAAACAUCUACGCCAAGGCCGGGAGAUGGGAAGAUGCUUCAAGGGUGAGAAAAUUGAUGAAAGAAAGAGGAGUGAAAACAAAUGGUGGUUGCAGUUCGAUAGAUUUGGAAGGAACUUGGCAUGAAUUUAAAGUAGGUGAUUCGACACACCCUCAAUCAGAGGAAAUAUAUUUUAUGCUGGACAAGAUUAAGGAGAGGUUGCAGAAUGAAGGAUACUUAGCCAACACAAGUCAAAUAUUACAUGACAUUGACGAGGAAGACAAAGAAAAUGCAGUAUGGCACCAUAGCGAACGACUAGCUAUAGCCUAUGGCCUCAUCAACUCGACACCCGGGACAACUAUUCGAUUGAUGAAAAAUCUCAGAGUCUGUGAGGACUGCCAUUUUGUGACAAAGCUCAUUUCACAGAUUUAUGAUAGGGAGAUUGUUGUUAGGGAUCGUUCUCGAUUUCACCACUUUAAAAAUGGGAAAUGUUCAUGUAAUGAUUUCUGGUAAUUAUAGAAGGGUCUUUCUAGUGUGUGCCCAUGGGCACACAUUAUACACUAAAUUUGAUGAGAUUGGUGGAUUUUAAUUGGUGGACUUGAUGUAAAUGCAGGGGGACCAUCUUUAUUUAUGAUUAGAUGGCCAAUAAAAAUGCUCCAAACUCAUAGAAUUUAGUGUCUAUUGUGUGCCCAUGGGCACACCAUAGAAAAACCGAUUAUAGAAUGUGUAUGUUUAGACUUUAGGACAUAGGUUUUCUUAAGGUUUCUUCUCACGGAUUUGGAGCCCUUGGAAGAAUAUUUUAAGUUAAUAUGUAAUUUAUGAUUUAUUAAAAAAUAAUAAUAAUAUUUUCCGAUA